Molecule: messenger RNA, 974 nt
Organism: Punica granatum (pomegranate)
Lineage: Eukaryota; Viridiplantae; Streptophyta; Magnoliopsida; Myrtales; Lythraceae
Source: RefSeq, a predicted model, not a curated record
UAUAAAGCUCCCUUUCUUCUUCGAGUGAUUAAUUUGAUAGAAGAUCGAAGACGAAAUGACUACUAUGCAUUUCUUGAUGGGUGUUUGUGGGAACCUUACGUCUAUGUUCUUGUUCUUGGCUCCAUCGGCCACAGCCAAGAGGAUCAUCAAGAGCAAGAGCGUGGAGCAGUUCUCAUGUAUGCCAUACGCAAUGACCGUGCUCAACUGCCUCCUCUACACUUGGUAUGGUCUCCCAUUAGUAACAAAAAAUAAUGUUCUGAUAAGCACAGUCAAUGGGACCGGCGCAAUGCUCGAGUUUAUAUAUGUGUUGGUCUUCAUCAUAUAUGCACCCAAGAAGGAGAAGGCAAGGAUUUUGGGCCUCCUCGCGUUUGUACUAUCUGUAAUCACAUCUGUUGCCCUAGUGUCUGUCUUCGCCGUGCCUGCGAAAUGCAGGAAGCUCCUUUGUGGUCUUGCUGCUGCCAUAGUUUGCACCAUCAUGUAUGCUUCACCUUUAUCUGUCAUGAGACUGGUGAUAAAGACCAAGAGCGUGGAAUACAUGCCAUUUUGCCUGUCACUUUUCGUAUUCAUGUCCGGUACUUCAUGGUUCAUCUAUGGCUUCAUCGGAGCUGACCCUUUUGUUUUCGUACCUAAUGGGCUUGGGUGCUUGCUUGGGAUGGUGCAGCUGGUCUUGUAUGCCAUCUACCGCGAAAAAGGUAUGAAGUCCAAGAAGGCUGUAGAGGAUGGCUCGAUCAUCGAGAUGGACCUCGAAAGGGCCGACCAGAAGAAGCAACAAGACUCGACUUGAUAUAGCUUGGAAAAAGGCUGGAGCGUAUGUUGAAAAUAUAUGACUUGCAGAAUAAAAAUAUCACUUGGGUUAUUGGGUAGCCAUCAUUGAAUAUAUUUGUUAGAUUUGUUUUAAGUGUUUUUAAGGUCAUUCUAUUAAUCCCAUCUUAUUGGCUUAUUGUUUUUAUAAAUAGGGGAGUCUCUAUAUAUGA